Stylonychia lemnae is the source of this 2682-nucleotide messenger RNA. NCBI's taxonomy places the organism in Eukaryota, Ciliophora, Spirotrichea, Sporadotrichida, Oxytrichidae. The record is from the annotation of a GenBank genome assembly.
AUGGAAAUUAAUCGCUAAGCAAAUAAGACAAUAGCAACUUUUGAAGAUGCAUUUCCGCAAUAUAAUGGCCCAAUGCGAUUGUUUGGAACUCUAAAAAAGAAAUAAAAAGGGGGCUUGGGUAAACUAUUGCAAAAAUUUGAAACUAAGCAAGUCGAUUUAAAUUUGUCUACAGGAAUUUUUUCAUAUUCAGAUAAGAAUGGCAACAAAAUUAAAUCUUUACCUUUUAGAGAAAUAGAAAGUGUAGUAAUCAGGUGUGUGAAUGAGGAUAAUGAGUGUCCGAAGGAAUUUCCAUACUCAUUCAGCGUAAAAUCGAAGAAAAGAGAAUUCUUUUUCUCAUGCAAAACUAAAACUGAAAGAGAUUAAUGGCUUUAGUGCUUUGACAUGCUUCUUGAGUUCCGUAAAAUUCUUACAUUCUAAGCGACUUAAAAUAAAAUCUCUUAUUAAAAUACCAAUCAAGUAAAUCAGUCAAGCUCAUAACUUGGUAGAGCGUAGAGUACUCUUGCUAAAGAAGACGGCAUGCAACCUAUUGAUAAUGUCUAAGCUCUUCAACUUGACAUGUAGCAAAUUCAGGGCAUCAAAGAUGCAGCUCAGAUCCAAGCUAUGAAGUAAUAGAAAUUUUAAGAGUAAUAAUACUAAACGAUGAAAGAAGAAAUAGAACGUAAACGCUAUUAUCUAUCAUUAAACGAUGAAAAAUUGAAAAAAGAAAAAGAUAAACUUGAAAGGAGUCAUACUUAAUAGAGAAAAUCAGCAGCCAAGAAAAAUUAAAAAGCAAGAGAAGAUAAAAGAACUCAUUCACGAUAAAAAAAUGGAUUUUAGGAUGAUAAUAAUGGCGAGCAUGAAUAUGAUUAAGAGACAGAUUCUGGUGCAGAAGAUGAAAAUGAAAAAUACAUUAAUAGGAAUAAAUCAAGCAAUGAAAAAGAAGAGGAGGAGAGGAAACUCUAGAUAAGAAUGAAAAAAUAGUAAGAAAUUAGAGAAAGAAAGGAACGACAGAUUUAAAUAUAAGAAGAGUAAAUUUAAAAGUUAAACAUGAGUGAUUAAUAAGAUUAGACCCAAGAAGCAUCUAAAUAUAAAGAUAAAGAGGAUGUAAAGCUAAGGCAACAAGAAUCCUAAAAUGCAGGUCCUCAGAAAACCCCAGCAUUAGAAGGUUUUCUCAAAAAAACAGGUACUCCAAAAUAAAUCUUGAUUAAAAGAGGCUUGAGUGGUAGCAGAGAUCCUACUAAUGAGAGUCUAGCUUCUGGCAGUAUAAUAAAUAAUAUUCAAAACAUGAAUAAUCUAAAUAUCCCUCUAGGCAAAAGAAGCCCGUAAAAUAUGUUUUAAAAGCAAUCGCCAGUAAUAAGUAAAAGUAAAAUUAAUUUUAACAAAUAAGGCCCUGAAUCAAUAAAUCAAACUACUAUAUCAAUUAAUCAAAAUCUCAAAGAAAUAAACAAGAGUCAAAGUAAUACAAUAAAUAAUGCUGAGAAUAAUAGCAUCAAUAACUAACUAGGCAAAUAUUAAAAGCCAGCAAACACUUCUUAAAUAUCCUCUAACGAAAAAAACUCAGAAUCUAGAGUAGAAUUGAUUCCGAGAAAUUCAACUCAUUUACAAAAUAGACAGACUCCCAAAUCUAUUAGAUACAGCAAAAGCAGUAAUAGAAAAUAAAAUAUUAUGGAAAUAGAGGGUGAUCCUGAUGACUUAGAGGAGGAAUUGCCUUUUUAAAUGGGAGGAGAAAAUAUAAUCACUGGAUAGAAUUAAUUAUAAUAAUUCAAUGGCUAGCUGUUAGAUAAGUAAACUGCAAAUAAUUUAAACUUGACUUCAAAUAAUACUGCUGUAGAUGAAUUUUUUAAAUAAUACGAAAAGGACAAUAAAAUGAGAUAAAGCUAGCAAUUGAUGUUUAGCACACCUUAAAUACAAAAGAAAUUGAAAGAGUAAGAAAUUUAGAAUGGGAUUUAGCACAUUUUAGAGGUUAAGAAUUAGGUUACCUAAGACUUUAACGAAAUUAUCUAGAAAUAAAGAGAUCAGAAUUUUCUUGAGAGGAUUGAAAAGAAAAGAUAGGUUAAUGGUAGUACUAAUUAGGGUGGAGGUCCUUUGAUUAUAACUAAGGAUAAGAUAAAUUUAGUUGAAGAGGCAUAAAGAGAACAGGUUUAGAUAUAGAAACUAGAAAAGUAAAAACAGUCUGGCUGGCUAAUAAACGCUGAAAAGAAUUAAUCUAAUGGUUAGUAUAACUUUAACGGAGGGUAUAUUGGGACACCAAAGAAUAAUAGCAACCUUAAUUAAAAUAUCAAUAAUCUAGUGUUGGACUAGAAACAUUUAAUAGACUAGCAAAAUGAAGAUGAUGACCCCGAUGACUUUGAUAAACCAAUUAUUGACUAUAAAUCUAAGACUCUUAACUUUAAUUUAAAUAAUUUAAGCAAUAAUGGCAAAAAGAAACUGGAAUAAUUUGACUACAAUUGGGACGAUGAUGAGGAUCAAGAGGCUGAAACGACACAUAUUGGCAGUAGUGAGAAAAAGAAGUAACAAAGUAAAAAUUAAGAUAAUAAGAAUAAAAAACCUGUAAACUUAGUAAAAGAUUUCCGCAGUAGCAGGCAAGUGGUUAUCUCUUCCAAAGACAAUUUCAAUGAUCAGAAUAAAAAGAUCUCAAAUAAUAGCAACAAUGUAAAUCCCUUAGGCAAGUAGGAUGAUUCAUUCGAGGAGGUUUGGGAUUGA